Messenger RNA from Xylona heveae TC161, 1164 nucleotides. RefSeq names its product glycoside hydrolase family 16 protein. Gene Ontology annotation, cellular component: fungal-type cell wall. The transcript has 3 exons. Gene Ontology annotation, molecular function: hydrolase activity, hydrolyzing O-glycosyl compounds; glycosyltransferase activity. The record is from RefSeq and is a predicted model, not a curated record. Gene Ontology annotation, biological process: fungal-type cell wall organization; carbohydrate metabolic process. The coding region runs from base 1 to 1164 and encodes 387 amino acids. NCBI's taxonomy places the organism in Eukaryota, Fungi, Ascomycota, Xylonomycetes, Xylonales, Xylonaceae.
AUGCCUUCGUUCCGCUCUCUUUCCGCGGCAGUCCUUGGACUGGUGGCGGUCUCUAGCCCGCUGGUUCAGGCGCAGACCUAUACCAAUUGCAAUCCGACCGAGAAGACCGACUGCCCCAAUGAUGCUGCUUUGAACCAGGCCAGCAUCACCACGGACUUUACCUCCGAGUCCAACGACUGGACUGCCACUGCCGGAACUAUCAACUAUGGCUCCAACGGCGCCGAAUUCACCAUUGGCAAAAAGGGCGAGGCCCCGACCAUCAAGUCCAACUUUUACAUUCUCUUCGGCUCGGUCGAAGUUGAGAUGAAGGCUGCUCCUGGCACCGGUAUCAUCAGCAGUGUUGUCAUGGAAUCUGACGACCUCGACGAAGUUGACUGGGAAUUCCUCGGCGGCAACAACACCGUGACGGAAACCAACUACUUCGGCAAGGGCGACACCACGACCUACGACCGGGCCAUCUACUACCCCGUGUCCGACCCGCAGGACAACUGGCACACCUACACCGUCGACUGGACCAGCGACGCCAUCAAGUGGUCCAUUGACGGCACCGUCGUGCGCACCCUGUCCUACUCCGACGCCAAGGGCGGCUCGCGCUUCCCCCAGACGCCCAUGAACGUGCGUAUCGGCAACUGGGCCGGCGGCGACCCGUCCAACCCGGAGGGCACCAUCGAGUGGGCCGGCGGCGAGACCGACUACAGCAAGGCCCCCUUCACCAUGUACGUCAAGAGCGUCAAGAUCCAGAACUACACCCCCGCGGACGCCUACAAGUUCACCGACACCUCGGGCUCGUGGCAGAGCAUCCAGCCCCUCAACGGCACCGCCGCGGACACCGCCAAGAGCACCUCUAAUAACAACAAUGGCAACUCUGCCUCUUCUGGCGGCAACUCCAACUCAAACUCUGGUUCUGGAUCGGGUAACUCGACUUCCACUUCCACUUCGCCUUCUUCUUCCACCUCUUCUUCUUCGUCCUCUUCCUCGUCUUCCUCUUCGGGUGGCUCCAACUCCACUUCGACAUCUGGAUCUGGAUCUGGCAACGGCACUUCCACUUCUUCCAACAGCAGCGGCACUGCUAUGCCUACCAAUGCUGCUGCCGGCACUGUCGUCAGCCAGACGCUCUUCUCUGUCGUCUUGGCCUUUGCCGUCUUCUGUGCGCUCAACCUAUAG